AAAAUUGAUGACAUGAAUCUAAUUGACCUCUUACCUUCAAAAAUGUAAUUGCUCUAUAAAAAGUAUAUAUUUUUGCUGUCAUGUGUUCUGCUCGAGACAGGGCUGCUGUCACUUCAGAUCCAUAUCAGCCACUUCCAUGUCCUGUUCUUGAACAGGUAAUGACGUGUUUCUGCUAUUGGUGACAGCAGAUUAUAGCGUUGUUGAGUCAUAAUCUUCUCAGUCUACAUCGUAUAAAUACGCUUCACUGGACUCCAUAAGUAAUUACUUGAUAUCACUCGAGAUCUCUGGAGUACAAAAGGGAAUAUACAAAGCUCCAUAGACAAAAUGAAUCUGGAAGUGGCCAAACCUGAAGCAAAAAGUGGCAGCAAAGCUCCACUCAGAGCCACCGGUCCUGGGUCUCCUCACAAGGGCCCUCCCAAAUUCAAGCAGAGGAACACCCGGACGUUUAAGAGCAAGCCUCCAAAGAGGGGGGUCAUCGGUUUUGGAGAAGAGAUCCCAGGAAUGGAAGGACUCGGCACAGAUAUUACUGUGAUCUGUCCAUGGGAGGCAUACAGCCAUCUAGAGCUGCACGAACUAGCUCAGUACGGCAUCAUAUGAUAGUAAUCCCUGUGAAACUGUUUUUUUGUAUGUACAAAGGGAAUUGGUGGGAUUAGAUAAAUUGUUUUCUACAGUUUAUUCUGUUUUCAUAAGAGUGUCAAGAUGCC
Molecule: messenger RNA, 704 nt
Organism: Oryzias latipes (Japanese medaka)
Lineage: Eukaryota; Metazoa; Chordata; Actinopteri; Beloniformes; Adrianichthyidae
Gene: pde6ga
Product: phosphodiesterase 6G, cGMP-specific, rod, gamma, paralog a
Biological process (GO): positive regulation of G protein-coupled receptor signaling pathway; positive regulation of epidermal growth factor receptor signaling pathway; visual perception
Cellular component (GO): photoreceptor outer segment membrane
Molecular function (GO): cGMP binding; 3',5'-cyclic-nucleotide phosphodiesterase activity
Source: RefSeq, a predicted model, not a curated record